This is a messenger RNA of Monomorium pharaonis (pharaoh ant), 1885 nucleotides long. It is a transcript of the gene TpnT, whose product is annotated as troponin T, skeletal muscle. Bases 483 to 1556 code for a protein of 357 amino acids. Gene Ontology annotation, cellular component: troponin complex. Gene Ontology annotation, molecular function: tropomyosin binding. The transcript is spliced from 15 exons. NCBI's taxonomy places the organism in Eukaryota, Metazoa, Arthropoda, Insecta, Hymenoptera, Formicidae. Gene Ontology annotation, biological process: sarcomere organization; regulation of muscle contraction; muscle contraction. The record is from RefSeq and is a predicted model, not a curated record.
ACAACUUCGCCAACCUCAGAGCGGCUCAGGCUGUCGCGGACUCCACAUUCCACCGGGAUAAGCUCCUCCUGUGCGUGUGCGUGCCUCUAUCUCUUUCUUUCUCUCUCUCUCUCUCUCUCUCUCUCUCUCUCUCUCUCUCUCUCGUCCACCUACGGAGAGUGCGGGACCCCCGUGUCUCUCUCGCUCUCAUCUCACCCUCGCGAUAUCACCCAGCUGGACCACCCCCGUGAGAGCCGUCUACACAUAUUAUACGUCCACGUACCACACACACUCGCGCACGCAUACGGUACGCGCGCGCAAGCACGCCCGCACGCACUCGUCCACAUUGACACCACACCCCGAGUCGCUUUAAACAGCCGCCAACAUGUCUGACGACGAGGAACAAUACUCCAGCGAGGAGGAAGUCGAGGAAGUGUAAGCAGCCGGAGAAGAAGACCGAGGGUAGGGCGUCCCAAAAGGAAUCUGGCGAGAAUCCCGAGUUUAUGAAGAGGCAAGAACAGAAAAGAAGCGACCUCGACGAACAGCUCAAAGAAUACAUAGCGGAAUGGCGAAAGCAGAGAGCCAAGGAGGAAGAGGAGUUGAAGAGAUUAAAGGAGAAGCAAGCCAAGCGCAAGGUCACCCGUGCGGACGAGGAAAAGAGAUUGGCCCAGAAGAAGAAGGAGGAGGAGGAACGUCGCCAACGUGAAAUCGAGGAAAAGAAACAACGUGACAUUGAAGAGAAGAGAAGGCGCUUGGAGGAAUCGGAAAAGAAACGACAGGCUAUGAUGCAAGCAAUGAAAGACCAGAGCAAAGCAAAGGGUCCAAACUUCACUAUCACCAAGAAGGAUGCACUUGCGGGUAAUCUUACAUCGGCGCAACUUGAGCGUAACAAGACGAAAGAGCAGCUCGAAGAGGAGAAGAAGAUCUCCCUUAGCAUUCGCAUCAAGCCCUUGGAAAUCGAAGGACUGUCCAUUGAUAAGCUUCGUACUAAGGCUACCGAAUUGUGGGAGGCAAUAGUCAAACUUGAAACCGAAAAGUACGAUCUGGAGGAACGACAAAAGCGUCAGGAUUACGAUCUUAAAGAGCUGAAAGAACGUCAGAAGCAACAACUGAGGCACAAAGCCUUGAAGAAGGGUCUCGAUCCCGAGGCUUUAACCGGCAAAUACCCCCCGAAAAUCCAAGUCGCCUCGAAGUACGAGCGUCGCGUCGAUACCAGGUCCUACGAUGACAAGAAGAAGCUUUUCGAAGGCGGUCUGAACGAACAGCAGAAGGAGUUCAUGGAGAAGCAGUGGGCCCAACAGAAGGAACAAUUCAUGGGUCGUCAGAAGACGAAGUUACCUAAGUGGUUCGGUGAGCGACCGGGCAAGAAGCCUGGCGAUCCCGAGUCACCGGAGGGCGAGGAAGACGUGAAGGCCGCCGUCGACGACGAUCUCGAGGAGCCGCAGUUCGAAGAGGAGGAGGAGGAGGAGGUGAAGGAGGAGGGUGAGGAGGAGGAAGAAGAAGAGGAGGAAGAGGAGGAGGAGGAGGAGGAGGAGGAGGAAGAGGAGGAGGAGGAGGAGGAGGAAGAGGAGGAAUAAACCUUCUGGUCUCUUUGACGCGUACAUGGAAAGCGAGUAUCUCAAAAGUUUCAGAAAAUUAUCGUUGCACAGUCUCGUUAACACUAUUCGAACAAAGAGAUCGAGCGCAGUCAGUGGCCGGUAGUCGGUGGAAAUGCCUACAAUAUGUCGACCAACGUCAUUCAUCCACUUCCGGUAACCGCCGGGCUCCUCUUCGAGAUUCUCGAACGUCGAGGUGGGCGCGACGGAUGCUGCUUCUGUAGUGAACCAACUCUACUACCGCUACUGUCACUUGUACGGCCGCUACUGCUACUCUAUUAUUAUCUACUAUUAAACUACUACUACUCUUA